This is a messenger RNA of Letharia columbiana, 3798 nucleotides long. RefSeq lists its product as uncharacterized. Gene Ontology annotation, cellular component: Cdc73/Paf1 complex. Gene Ontology annotation, molecular function: RNA polymerase II complex binding. The record is from RefSeq and is a predicted model, not a curated record. Bases 1 to 3798 code for a protein of 1265 amino acids. Lineage: Eukaryota; Fungi; Ascomycota; Lecanoromycetes; Lecanorales; Parmeliaceae. Gene Ontology annotation, biological process: regulation of DNA-templated transcription. The transcript has 2 exons.
AUGGCACCCUUUCUGAAUGGAUACGGUAAAGGUGGAAAUCGUCAUCUACCAACAGAGCCCGCCACGACCGACGUCCGCUUCUCCGACAUACCUUCCGCACUCGAUAUCCAAGUCUCAGGCGGCGAUGCCGAGGAGGCCGUCGAGAUCAGUCUCGAGGAUUUGCUUGACGAUCCAACAGAACUAUGCACACUUCUAGAAAAUGAAAAUGCGGAAAAGCGGGUGUGGAUGAUAAUUGCUCUGGCGUACGCGAGGCAAGGGAAGAUCGAUCUUGCAAUCGACAUUCUACACAAGGGCUUGAAUUCUCUAUCGAGGGGAAGUCCAAAGGAGAAGCUAGCCCCGCUCAGCCUGCUUUGCUGGAUGUUCUUGGGCAAAAGUCGGCAGGCACCGAGAGUGUUACCUGAUGGUCAAGCGGCAUCAGAGGUGAAGACAAAGGACCUCUGGCUCCAGUCCGCGACCGCUAUCAUGAACGAUGCAUCUCGAAUCAACCCGGCUUUCCCUCCGCUCUAUCUCGCGCGUGGUGUUCUCUACCUCCUCCGCGCCUCCUUGCAACCUCCCUCGAAGCCCGUUGCGCCUGGCUCGAUGGAUCAUUCAGAGCGGAUGGAAUCGUUGAGGCAAGCACUCAAGUGCUUUGAGGAUGCAGCGCGAGUGUCGCAAGGGAGAAAUAUGAUGGCGGUCUUGGGUACGGCAAGAGCACAAUUCUCGAUGGGACGAUAUGCGGAAGCUUUGAAGGGCUACCAGGAGGUUCUUUCAAAAAUGCCACAUCUUCAUGACCCUGAUCCUCGGAUUGGCGUUGGAUGCUGCCUUUGGCAAUUGGGAUACCAGGAAGAGGCGCGGGAGUCAUGGGAAAGAGCCUUAGAGAUCAAUCCCGACUCGAAGAUUGCUACCCUCCUGGUCGGUCUCUAUUAUCUCAACGACAGCUCAAACUACGCUACGAAGGAUCCCGCUUUUGCUCCAAUCUACAAGAAAGCCAUGACCGAGUACACUCAGAGAGCUUUCAAAUUAGACAAAGAACUGCCCCUCACAUGCGCGACGUUUGGUGGUUACUUCCUACUCAGGAGGGCAUGGCCUACUGUCGAGACAUUGGCGCGAAAAGCAAUCGAGUUGACUGAUGUCAACGCCAUCGCUAGUGACGGUUGGUAUCUUCUUGCGAGGAAAGAGCACUCACAAGAGAAUCCAGACUACUCAAAGGUUAACGAUUUCUACAGUAGAGCUGAUGCUGCAAGAGGCGGCGGCGACAAGGGCUAUGUACCAGCAAGACUUGGGCUCGCUCAGGUACAGGUAUUGCAGCAAGAUGUUGAUGGGGCAAAAUUCCGAUUGGAGAAGGUCAUACAGGCUUCGAAGAGCACUGAGGCAAUGAUGCUUCUUGGAGCCUUGUAUGCUGAGGAUGUUUUUGCAAAUCAAGUGACAACUGGUGUGAAGGAAGACAAGUCUGCGGAGGUCAAGAAAGCAGUCGCGUUCCUUGAAGCUGUGCGCAUAGCUUGGAAAGAUCCCUCAAAAAAGCUAUAUCCCGACCUGUCAGUACUCGUCUAUCUCGCUCGCUUGUACGAAGUCGACCACCCAGAUAAGGCAAUGCAAUGCUUGCAGCAGGUUGAGAAGCUGAGCAUCGAGGAUCUAUCGGAUAAGAAGGACAUGCUCAAGGAUGCAGAACUCGACGAGGCCACGAUGACAAAGCUUCGCGAAGAACUGCCUCCACAAUUGCUCAACAACCUUGGGUGCUUUCAGUACCAGAGCGAGAAGCACGACUUGGCCAGAGACCUUUUCCAGACAGCAUUGAAUUCUCUUGUCAAGUUCGGAGAGAGAGACGAGACUAUCGACACAGAUGCCCUGGUCACAACCAUCAGUUAUAACCUGGCGCGGACAUACGAAGCCGCUGGCUUACUUGACGAUGCAAAACAGGUAUACGAGGGCCUGUUGGCACGUCACCAAGACUAUACUGAUGCUCGAACGCGACUCGCUUACAUCGAAUUGCGCCUGAACCCAACAGAGGAUGGGCCAAAGGCCAUAUCUGCAUUAAAUGAGACAGACGGCUCAGAUCUCGAAGUACGAGCGCUUCUGGGGUGGUAUCUCAGCAGAUCAAAGAAGCACGCUACCAACGUUGCCGAAGACCAAGAGCAACGGCACUACAAGCACACUUUGCAACUUUACGAGAAGCAUGAUCGGUACUCGUUGACUGGCAUGGGCAACGCGUACGCUAAAUAUGCCCGCGAGAUGCGGAGAACGACAGACAAGGAGAGGGAAAAGCGAAGUGCCGAAUACCUCAAAGCUGUUGGAUACUAUGAUAAGGCGCUACAACUAGAUCACAGAAAUGCUUAUGCUGCGCAGGGCAUUGGUAUAGCUCUGAUCGAAGAUAAGAAAGACCUCGGCUCCGCUCUUCAUAUCUUUACAAAGAUUCGAGAUACCGUGCGCGACUCCAGUGUCUUCAUCAAUCUUGGUCAUGUCUAUUGCGAGCUGAAGCAGUACGUCAAGUCGAUUGAGAGCUACGAAACCGCCCUCCACAGAGAUCGCGCCUCGGAUCCUCAAGUCCUUGCUUGCCUCGGCCGCGUAUGGCUUCUCAAAGGCAAACAAGACAAGUCUACCUCAGCCAUGAAAUCCUCCCUCGACUAUUCCCGCCGUGCUCUGGCCAUCGCCACUUCUCAAAUCCAUUUCAAGUUCAACAUUGCCUUUGUGCAAAUCCAACUCGCUCAGCUAAUUUACACCCUCCCCGAGUCCCAACGCACCCUCGCUGAAGUUCAAGCUGCUUCGGAAGGUCUCGAUGACGCCAUUGAAUCAUUCACUGAAAUCGCGCAAGCGAAAAAUCCUCCUUACCCUAAGCACGACAUCGAGCAACGAGCUAACAUGGGAAGAAACACUAUGCGCAGACAGCUUGAGCGCGCCAUUCAAUCUCAGCGUGAGUACGAAGAAAAGAAUGCGGCACGCCUACAGGAAGCACGCGAGUCGCGCGAAGCAGAGAUGAAGCGCCGUGAGGAAGAGCGGAAGAGAGCUGAAGAGAUCGCUGCUGAGGAAAAGAAGAAGAUCCAAGACGAGCGUAACAAGAUGCUCGCACUAAACCGCGAGCUCGUCGAGAAGCGCGCCGAAGAAGAGCGACGGAAAGAAGAACUUGAAUACACCACCGACUCAGAGACAGGCGAGCGCGUCAAGCGGAAGAAAAAGCCAAGAGGUGCUGGUGGCAAACGCAAGAAGAAGGGCGAAGACUCGGAUACGGAGACUGAAGGUGAUGGCCCGAGGAGGAGGAGAAAGGGCGCUAAGGGCACAGAAGAUGAGACUAGUGGCAUCACCAGUAUGGAUGACAAUGGCCCGAGAACAAAAAAGAAGAGGAAGUUGGCCCGCAAGGGAGGCAAGGAAGACAAAUUCAAGAGUAGCGAAAUGGUCCUUGACAGCGACGAGGAUGACGACGUUGCACCAGCUGCCACUAACGGUGGAGGCAAGACAAGUGAUCCUGAAGAGGACGCCGAGAUGGAAGAUGCUAGACCCGCCAUCGAGGCUGCAACUAGAGGAGAAGACGACGACGAAGACGAAGAAGAAGCCGUAUCCCGCCCCCGCAAGAAACCCGUCCGCCGCAUCGAUGAGAGCGACGAGGAAGAAGAGGACGACGACGAGGACGACGAGGGGGAGGAUGAAGAUACAGCACCUCCGCCCAUGACUACCGCAGAGAAAGCAGCCGCCGAGGAACAAGGCGAAGAUGUCUCGAUGGUGGAUCAGAAAGUCACGGCGGCGGGCGGCGGCAACGAUGUCGAAGUUUCAGGGCAAGCCGGUGGCGUUUAUCCCGGCGUGACCGGAGGUGGAGAAGCGGGUGCGUAA